Messenger RNA from Dinoponera quadriceps, 1375 nucleotides. Its product is annotated as proline synthase co-transcribed bacterial homolog protein. Gene Ontology annotation, molecular function: pyridoxal phosphate binding. Lineage: Eukaryota; Metazoa; Arthropoda; Insecta; Hymenoptera; Formicidae. The coding region runs from base 177 to 977 and encodes 266 amino acids. The record is from RefSeq and is a predicted model, not a curated record. Gene Ontology annotation, cellular component: intracellular anatomical structure. The transcript has 5 exons.
CCAGGGUGAGUUCUGAUUGGCCGUUGCUUUUCCGCUUCCCGUGUGAAUUCUCCCUAAUAUCAGGAAUAUCUGUCAAACUCCAAUCUGAUUAUUGUACCUUGUGACAGUACCUUGUGACAGUGCUUUUUCCAAUUUGUUGUGCAGUCCAAUAGCAGCUAUAUAUUAAGAAGAGGAAUAUGGCAGAAAUAGCAACAAAUUUGAAAUUAGUGUGUGAAAAGAUAUUACGCGCUGCCUCAAAGAGAGCACCGAGAAUAUACCAAAUCGUCAGUAGAAUGAGAAAACGCAAAAAAAAUCUUUUACAGGAACGCGGAUACUGCGAGCCACGAUUGGUAGCGGUUAGUAAACUGCAGUCUAUCGAGUCGAUAUUAUCUGCAUACGAAGCGGGUCAAAGACAUUUCGGUGAAAAUUAUGUGAACGAGUUGGUGGAAAAGGCUUCGCACCCACAGAUUUUGAAGCAUUGCAAGGAGAUUCAGUGGCAUUUUAUAGGCAAUUUGCAGAGGAAUAAGGUCAAUAAGGUGUUGAGCGCACCAAACUUAUAUCUAAUAGAAACCGUUGAUAACGAGAGAAUUGCAAGUGCACUUAAUAAUUCGUGGAUAAAAUUUCGAAAGAGUGAUGACAAGAAGCUGAACAUCAUGGUUCAAGUUAAUACAAGUCAAGAAAGAGGAAAAAGUGGUUGUGACAUGACAGAAGCACCAGCUCUUGUAAAAUACAUUGUAAAUACUUGUCCUAGUUUAAAAUUCAUCGGCCUAAUGACAAUAGGAAUAUUUGGACACGAUAUUGCAAAUGGGCCGAAUCCCGAUUUUAUUAGCUUGUUGAAAUGUCAAGAAAUGGUAUGCAAUGAAUUAGGGAUCGAUACUAAAAAUAUUGAAUUAUCAAUGGGAAUGUCUAAUGAUUAUGAACAUGCGAUUGAACUUGGUAGUACAAGUGUGAGAGUAGGUACUGCUAUUUUUGGUAGUAGACCACAAAAGAAUAUUUGAGAAGAUAAAAUAUAACUGAUGCUCUAAAUUUAUGUAUGAUACUUUUAUAAAACUUUUUGUACACAAGAAUUAUCAUAUAUGUAUAUAUAGUAAUUAUGUAGUUUGUGAUAAUUCUAUAUAUAUAUAUGUAAUUUUUGUAAGAUCACGAGAAGAAAACGUGUUAAGUAAAUAAUGAAAUAAUAAUAAUAAUAAGCAUAUGUACCUGUUACAGUGUAUUAUGCCUUAGUAUAAUAUUAUUAUAUUUGGAACCUGUGACUCCAUCACGUAUCUAUUUAACGAUAUAAUUUAAACAUAAUUAGUGUACAUAUAAUAUACAAAAUGCUGUACAUACAGAGUUCACAAAGAUUCUCGAUUAUUGCAACAACUUAGAUGAACCGAUGCAUUGUAUUCACUACAUU